AUGGAGCAACCGUUGGGCAAUCCCGACUCGAUGGAGGAAGAUUAUUCAGAGACAUCUACAGGCAAGGCGUGGGCCCGAAUUGUUCUGCCGCAAUCGAGUGCCGCCUCUUCCGCGGAGCCUUCCAGUCCUCGUCCCGCCUAUGGCCCCAAGUCGCCGUGGGUCCAGGCCGGUAGAGGCCCGAAGCAGAGGGCCUGA
Messenger RNA from Colletotrichum spaethianum, 195 nucleotides. RefSeq lists its product as uncharacterized. The record is from RefSeq and is a predicted model, not a curated record. The transcript has a single exon. NCBI's taxonomy places the organism in Eukaryota, Fungi, Ascomycota, Sordariomycetes, Glomerellales, Glomerellaceae. The coding region runs from base 1 to 195 and encodes 64 amino acids.